UUAGCCUUUUGCCUCUUCAUCAACUUCCGAGAACUUUCGGCUUAUUGCAAAACCUUCCAUCUUCAGAAGUCCACGAAAAAGAAGAGUUGGUAUUUGCAGCAGUCUCAUUUUGUCUCAGCUGAUAAACAAUUCUACAAGAAGAGAAGAACUCGAUCCAACAUGAUAGUAGCUUGUCUAGCUUGGCGAGAAGAAUGAGCAACCACAAACUUGAUCAAUAUGCUAGAAACAAUGGGCGAUUUGGAACGCAAGAUCAUGUCUUAAUCUACAUAGAGGGUAUGCUCUAUGGCGUGCCUACAACCCCGUCAGAGCAUAGUAUACCCAGGGUUCGUCCUCAACUGCGCAAAGUAAACAACAAAGCCUAUGAACCAGAGAUUCUGGUCGUCGGUCCUUUAUCACUAUGGAAAAGACAAAUUUAAAUCCAUGGAGGAGGAAAAAAUGAGGUACGUGCAGCAGUUGCUUCAGAGGAGAAAAGAGGAAAGCGUUGACCAGUAUAUGCUGACUCUAAGAGAACUGGAACAGCUGGUGCGUAAUUGCUACGCGGAAACUAUCAACCUCUCCCAAGAAAAGUUCCUAGCGAUGAUGCUUAUCGAUGGUUGUUUCAUCGUUGAGUUGUUCCGUAAGUACAAUAUGGAGAAACUGAAAACAAAGACGACCCACUUAUGGAGGAAGAUUGGAUUCGAUACUGCCUCCAGCGCGAUUUAUUGCUGCUCGAGAACCAACUCCCGCUUUUUCUGUUGAACAAGCUAUAUGACCUGACUAAAGGUCCGGACGAGCAUCUCGAGCUCAUCGAUAUAGCUACCACGUAUUUCGAUUUUGAACUAGGAGACUCGGGCCAAUAUCCGACACUUCGUGAGAGCAAACAUCUUCUUCAUCUAAUGCACACUUGUUGGACUUCUGGCCUGCCUAAUGUGCGCCGGCUAUAUGGCAGAGCCCCGCCAACGAAAGAGAAACUCAUGUUCAUGUCCUCAGCAACGGAGCUCAGAGAAUCCGGAGUCAAGUUGAGGGCAGUGCGAGGACGACACAUGAAAGACAUCAGAUUCAAGAACGGCAAACUGGAGAUACCGGUCUUGAGUGUACAGGACCACACUGAGUCACAAUUUCGAAACCUAAUCGCAUAUGAGCAGCAUCGUCAAGGUGGAGACAUCAACUACUUUACAGAUUAUGUGACCUUCAUGGAUUGCCUCAUAAACUCUUCAAAGGAUGUCGAGAUGCUUCGCCGUGCAGGGAUUAUUAAGAACUACUUGGGCGAUGACGAGGUAAUUGCGCAGAUGUUCAACAAGAUGAGUGACUACGUCACUCUAUCCAAUUUCUAUUACUCCGAGAUUUUCAAAACUGUGAAUGCGUAUUGUAACAAGAGGUGGAACGUUUGGAUGGCAAAACUAAGGAGGGAAUAUUUCCAUAGUCCUUGGGCUUUCUUGUCUGUUCUCGCAGCCAUUGUGUUGCUCAUUCUCACGGCAGCGCAAACAGUACUUAGUAUUCUUUCUUAUACAAAGCAAAGUUGAAUGUGAUUCAAUGCUGGUUUAUAUA
This is a messenger RNA of Eucalyptus grandis, 1527 nucleotides long. Its product is annotated as UPF0481 protein At3g47200. The record is from RefSeq and is a predicted model, not a curated record. Bases 660 to 1502 code for a protein of 280 amino acids. The transcript is spliced from 2 exons. NCBI's taxonomy places the organism in Eukaryota, Viridiplantae, Streptophyta, Magnoliopsida, Myrtales, Myrtaceae.